AUGUUUCCCUGUUGCAGCGGCAUGCGCUGCGACACGGCCGGCGACCGCGCGUCCCCCGAGCAGGCGGAGCGCUCCCUCUUCCUGGGCGCGCUGGUCGCCCACAUGGACACCCUGCGCGCGCGCAUGGGGGGCGACUGGGCCGCCUUCGCCGACGAGCUGCACCACCGCAUACUCCCCGCGGUUCACGGAACGGGUGACGUCAUCAUCGACGUCACCUCCCUGCAGAAGAUGGCGGACGGCGUCAGGGAGCAGUGCAUGGCGUGGCCCGGCCCGGUGCGCGCAUGGUUUGACGCGCUCGCGCCAAAAUUGCGCGCGGCCGCGGCCGGCAUCGCGCUCCCGAGGGGGUGGCGGGAGAAGCAGGACUUGCUCAACCACUUUCAGCAGAUAGAGAGGAGGCUAGGGAGGGGAGAGGACUUGCAACGAGAGCUCAAGAUUGCAAAAGCUUCGGGGGAGUCCUCCCCCGGCUUCAUGGAGGUCGCCCUCUUCUUCUGCACGCUCCGCGCGCCAUCCGGCCGCCGCACGCCCGCCGAUUUCUUUGGCACCGCGCGCGCGCUCGCGCCCUCCGAGGGCAUCGUCCGGGUGUCCCUCCCCGACUUCGACGGUGUCGCAUCGAAGUGCCGAGAGCUGCCCUUCGGCUGGACAUAUAGUCGAAAGCGGGCGACCGGGAACACUAGCAAGAGCCUGGAGAUCAGCGCGUGCAUCGUGCUCGACAUCGAGCAUUUCAUGCGCCACGUGGCGGCCGGCGCCGCGCCGGGCGGCCGCGAGGCGACGGUGUUCGUGCACGGGUUUAAUAGCUCCUUCGCGUGGGCCGCGCUGAAGAUGGCGCUCUACGCGUACAAGAUGCGCGAGCACGCGAUCGUCCUCUUCAGCUGGCCGUCUUUCGAGUCCGUCGAAGAGUACGGCGGCGACGAGGCGCACGCGAUGUGGGCGGUCCCCCAUUUCGUUGCCUUCAUGAAGCGCCUGCUGACGUCAUACCGCCUGGAGAGGGUGCACGUGCUCGCGCACAGCAUGGGCUCGCGCGUCGCGCUGUACGGCCUCGCGCGCCUUAUCGGGUGGCAGGCGCCGAGGGGCGCGGCGCGCGCGCGGUUGGGGCAGCUGGUGCUGGCCGCCCCGGACUUCGACACCGGGGAGUUCUUCGACCUGCAGGCGGAGCUGAGCCAAGUGGUGAGAGAACUUGUGCAGAAUUUACGCGCGCUUUAUGAACUUCUUUCUGAUAACCCGUGCUUUGACACCGAAGAUUUCUUCGACCUGCAGGCGGAGCUGAGCGAAGCGGUGAGGAAACUUCUGCAGGAUUUACGCGCGCUUUUUGAACCAUUCUUUAGUAACCGGUCCUUUGACACCGGGGAGUUCUUCGCCGAGCUGAGCCAAGUGGUUGAGCGCGUCACCGUUUACUGCUCCGCCAACGACCAGGCCCUCCACGUGUCCGCGAGCGUGCACGGGGGCCUCCCACGCCUGGGCCACUUCAGCGCGCGCGCGCUGCUCUCCGCGAGCCGCCACGUGCCCCUCGCUGACAACUUUGACGUCAUCGACGCCACGGGUUUCGACAAGAGCGUGAUCGGCCAUACGUACGUCUUCACGCACACCGGCGUGGUGGAGAACGUGUGCGCGGUUUUGCGCGGCGCGGCCGCGGCGUCGCGGCGCGCGACGCUGCGCCUGGAGCGCUUCGAGGACGCGUUCCGUUGCUGGCGCUUCACCGGGUUGGCGGAACGGCCGGAGAAGGCGGAACAGGAGAACGUGGAGUCGGAACUAUGUGAAGAGCAUAAGACGUCGUAG
Klebsormidium nitens is the source of this 1773-nucleotide messenger RNA. NCBI's taxonomy places the organism in Eukaryota, Viridiplantae, Streptophyta, Klebsormidiophyceae, Klebsormidiales, Klebsormidiaceae. The record is from the annotation of a GenBank genome assembly.